GCAAAGCACGUUCUUUAUUAUAAAAAAUUAUUCCAACGGUGAAGAGCUGGCCCAGUGCUAAUUAAGUAACUUUUAUACAUUUCUAACGCUUUCAAGACUACAACAGCAACAUGGUGUACCAGGUGAAAGACAAGGAUGAUCUUCAGGCUCAGCUGACCAAGGCUGCCGGCAAGCUGGUGGUGCUGGACUUCUUCGCCACCUGGUGUGGACCCUGCAAGAUGAUCUCGCCCAAGCUGGCCGAGCUUGCCACGCAGUACGCCGAGAACAUCGUCGUCCUGAAGGUCGAUGUGGAUAUCUGCGAAGACAUCGCCAUGGAUUACAACAUCUCCAGCAUGCCCACCUUCGUGUUCAUUAAGAACGGCUUAAAGGUUGAGGAGUUUGCCGGCGCCAAUGCCACGCGUGUGGAGGAUGUCAUCAAGGCCAAUAUCUAAGCGCCUAGACGUCGUCGGACAGCCCACUACUGAUCCACCUAUGAGUUUUCUUCAUAAACAUUUAGUUAAUUAUUCCAUAAGUGCAGGGUUCACAAAGAAAGACCGCUCCCGCUGCUCCUUGACUCGGCGUCACACGAAGCGAUGCUGCAGUGCAGCUUGCAGGGUGGCGGAAGCAGCUGGAAACAGCGCAAAAAGUGAGAUACUAAGUGGCUUUUAAUUGUAAUACUUGCUUAAUCAACAAAAGAAACGAGAAAAACAAACUAAGAUUGUUCAUUUUUGUAUUGGAACCAAUUAAACAAACGCAAUUGUCCGUGAGUAAACUCUUAAAAUAAAUGUAACACGUUCUCCGUUUUGUAAUGGA
Molecule: messenger RNA, 792 nt
Organism: Drosophila kikkawai
Lineage: Eukaryota; Metazoa; Arthropoda; Insecta; Diptera; Drosophilidae
Gene: Trx2
Product: Thioredoxin 2
Cellular component (GO): cytosol
Molecular function (GO): protein-disulfide reductase activity
Source: RefSeq, a predicted model, not a curated record